AGACUCGGUCUAUAAAGCAUUUGAUUCAACUACAGCUGUCAGCGCGCGCUGUGGACACGGCUGGAGUCAUGCGUUCGUGUGUUCGUGGGAUCCUGUGCUUUACAUCACUAACAACUGUGUUGUGUAGUUUGCAUCCUGAGUGUGAAUAUAUUUUUCAGUUGGCAAGAGAUGAACAGCGGUGUCUGCGAGAGAUCACAGAACCUGGGAACCUCAGCAGCUCCUCAGGUUGCCCACCAGUAUGGGACUCUGUAGUGUGUUGGCCCAGAGCUGCAGUGGGUGAGACCGUCCACAAUCCCUGUCCCGCUGUUUUCUCUCUCUUCAAGAACAACACAGGUAUAGUGAGUCGUAACUGCAGCGCUGGAGGCUGGUCACAGCCGUUCCCUCCAUAUCAUGAGGCCUGCAGUGUUGAGGACGACAUCCCAGAGGAGUUGUAUUUUGCCACUGUGAAACUGAUCUACACUGUUGGUUAUGGAGCGUCGCUGCUCUCUCUCUCUGUUGCUGUGAUAAUACUGCUGCUCUUCAGGCGAUUACACUGUGCUCGAAACUACAUCCACAUGCAGCUGUUUUUCACCUUCAUCCUAAAAUCUGUGGCUGUUUUUAUCAAAGAUGCUACGCUGUUCUCCAGUGACGACACGGAUCACUGCACACUCUCUACGGCGGCCUGUAAGGCGUCUGUGGUGUUUUGUCAUUUUUGCGUCAUGACUAAUUUCUUCUGGCUGCUGGUUGAAGCCGUGUAUCUGAACUCACUGCUGGUCUCUGCUUUCCCGCGCAGCCGCCGCUGUCUGUGGAGUUUCGCUCUGCUGGGCUGGGGUGUUCCGCUGGUCUGCAUCGUCCUCUGGAUCUGCUCCAGAGUGUAUUUUGAGGACACAGAGUGCUGGGACAUAAAUGAAGAUUCUCCUUAUUGGUGGAUCAUCAAGGGUCCCAUUGUAGUAUCCAUAGGGGUGAACUUCCUUCUCUUCAUGAACAUUAUCAGGAUUCUGGUGCAGAAACUGAACCCUCGCUUGAUCCAGUUCAACAAUUCGUCUCAGUACAGGCGACUGACCAAGUCCACCCUCCUCCUCAUCCCUCUCUUCGGCACUCAUUACAUGGUCUUCAGCUUUCUCCCAGACUACUUCAGCGUGAGCCUGCGGCUUUGCAUCGAGCUGUGUCUGGGCUCCUUCCAGGGCCUUAUUGUGGCGGUUCUCUACUGUUUCCUGAACCAGGAGGUUCAGAAUGAAAUACGCUCACGGUGGCUUCGAUAUCAGGAGGGGAGUUACGUUGUCGUCCCUGUUGGAGCCAAAGGAAGUCAAAUGGACACUCCGUUCUAGAGUCACUAAAACUCACCAGUGCCUCCAGAAAACACACACAUCUGAACGAAACACUUUGCAAAUCGUAUUGCUCAGUUUACAUGACAGCAAAUGGCUUAAAGUGAGAUCAUCGCCAUGAGCCUGCAACUUACAGUGACACCAAAAGGAUUCUGACACUUUUAAUAAGUGUUCAAAUACUGAACAUUUGGCCUGAAUUACACACACACACACACACUCAAAACUAUUUAUUAGAGAGCACACUGGAAUUUAUCAUUACAGAACUGCUGUCAAAUAGCAGUGGCCAAAAGUAAUGGCUGGUCUUGUGUAAUUGACAUCUUCACCCUUUAUUCAAAUACUAUUAAAGAUUUUGUAAGCAUAUUGUGUGUUGUGUUGUACAUUGUAUUGUAUUGUAAGCAAUUGUUUUAUUUUGAUAACGCAAUGAAACAUGCCGAAAUGUUCGGUAAAUAAUUUUUGGCCAGGCUGUCA
Rhinichthys klamathensis goyatoka is the source of this 1772-nucleotide messenger RNA. It is a transcript of the gene ghrhrl, whose product is annotated as growth hormone releasing hormone receptor, like. Bases 69 to 1307 code for a protein of 412 amino acids. Gene Ontology annotation, cellular component: plasma membrane. Gene Ontology annotation, biological process: cell surface receptor signaling pathway; adenylate cyclase-activating G protein-coupled receptor signaling pathway; positive regulation of cell population proliferation. Gene Ontology annotation, molecular function: peptide hormone binding; growth hormone-releasing hormone receptor activity; growth factor binding. The record is from RefSeq and is a predicted model, not a curated record. The transcript is spliced from 13 exons. Lineage: Eukaryota; Metazoa; Chordata; Actinopteri; Cypriniformes; Leuciscidae.